This is a messenger RNA of Oryzias melastigma (Indian medaka), 3355 nucleotides long. It is a transcript of the gene appl1, whose product is annotated as adaptor protein, phosphotyrosine interaction, PH domain and leucine zipper containing 1. Gene Ontology annotation, biological process: signaling. The record is from RefSeq and is a predicted model, not a curated record. Gene Ontology annotation, molecular function: protein binding. Lineage: Eukaryota; Metazoa; Chordata; Actinopteri; Beloniformes; Adrianichthyidae. Gene Ontology annotation, cellular component: cytoplasm; endosome membrane.
AGAUUUCCUCUAGGGGGCGACGAUGAGGUGAUGAGUUCUACUCUGCAGCAGUUUGCCAAAGUCAUUGAUGAGCUGAGCUCCUGUCAUGCAGUCUUGUCAACUCAGCUUGCUGAUGCCAUGAUGUUUCCCAUCACUCAGUUUAAGGAGCGAGACCUUAAAGAUCACGACACCGCCAUCAACAGGUACAGCCGUCUGUCCAAGAGGAGAGACAACGACAAGGUGCGGGCGGAGGUGGUGGAGGACGUCUACACGUCGCGGAAGAAGCAGCACCAGACCAUGAUGCACUACUUCUGCUCCCUGAACACGCUGCAGUACAAGAAGAAGACGGCUCUGCUGGAGCCGCUUCUCGGCUACAUGCAAGCUCAGAUCAGUUUUUUCAAGCUGGGCUCCGAAAACCUCACCCAGUCGUGGGAAGACUUUCUGGGAACCAUAGGAACCAGUGUCCAAAACGUCCGGCGGGAAAUGGAGGAGGAGGUGGGGCAGAUGCAGCAGACCAUUCAGCAGAUGGAGAGAUCAUGUGAUCCCCUGUAUGCACCGUGUGACCCAGACCCCGCCCACUCACCUGUCUGCCGAAACCUGACCAGGAAGCAGGGCUACCUGUACAUUCGCAAUAAAACGGGCCUGGUUUCGUCCUCCUGGGAGCGUCAGUACUUCUUCACGCAGGGCGGUAACCUCAUGCAGCAGGGCCGGACCGAGGUGGCGGGAGGUCUGGUCACCGACCUCGACAACUGCUCCGUCAUGGCCGUUGACAGCGACGACCGCCGCUUCUGCUUUCAAGUCACAUCCUUUGACGGCAAAAAAGUCGUGACGCUGCAGGCGGAGAACAGGAGGGACUGCGAGGAGUGGAUCGCCACCAUCAACAACAUCUCCAAGAGGAUCUACCUUAGCGAAAACGCAGAGGAAGUGGCGGCCAGAGUGAACCAAACAGCUCUGGAGGCGGUGACGCCGUCCCCGUCUUUCCAGCAGAGACACGAGAGCAUGCGGCCCAGCAGCAAAGGGCGCUCCGGUCGGGCGAGCAGCAUCAGCUCUGUGGGCUCCGAGCCCUCGCCUGCUCUCUCCGCCCUCUCCUUUGAUGCUCUGGUUGCCCCGGAAACGCCCAUCCAGUUCGACAUCAUUUCACCUGUCAGCGAGGAGAACUCGGGACAGAACAAAGCAGCAGCGCAGGGGGGCAGGCGGAGCAAUCCCUUUGGAGAGUCUGGAGAGAAUGCCUCGCCGGAUUCUGAAGACUCCAUCCUUCAUCAGCUCUUCAUCGUCCGCUUCCUCGGGUCAAUGGAGGUGAGGGCAGCAGAGUCCGCAGACGUCAUCUCUGAGACCAUGAGGCAGAUCCUGGCCGCCAGAGCCAUCCACAACAUCUUCAGGAUGACUGAAUCCCACCUGCUGGUCACCUGUGACUGUCUUAAGCUCAUCGAUCCUCAGACUCAGGUCACUCGCCUCAGGUUCCCUCUGUCCAGCGUGGCCCAGUCUUCCUCCCAUCAGGACAACAAGCGGCUGUUCGGCUUUGUCCUGCAGACGGCGGGCGGGCGAGAGGACAGCCGGGCUGUCUGCUACAUCUUUGAGUCCAACAAUGACGGCGAGAAGAUCUGCGACAGCAUCGGUCUGGCUAAGCAGAUCGCCUUCCACUCGGAGAUUGACCGCAGAGCGCUGGAGAAGAGAAAGGACAAGGCCAAGGAGAAGCAGGCGGAGGAGCUGAGCAAGCAGAAGCAGAUCGAGAAGGACUUGGAGGAACAGAGCCGCCUGAUCGCCGCGUCCAGUCGUCCCGCCAACCCGCCCGGCCCUGACGGACAGUUCCUCGUGCUUAGCAGCAGCCAAUCGGAGGACAGCGAUGUGGGGGAGAAGGGGGAAAAGCGGGGUGAGUCGGAGGCCUAAAAGACUCCCAGGAUGCAUGUUUUUGAAACUGCAGCUCAGGAAUCCGACCGAACGGCCUCCUUCUCGCCCCUCCGGCUGCCUGGGUCUGAAAAACAGCUGGAACCUGAAGAUGCAGGAAUCAAGUGAUGCACCCUCACUGUGGGGGCAACAGGGUGUGUUUUACUGCGGGGGACCCUGCUUUUAUAGGGCUCUAAUAUGGGGGGGGGGGCUUUAACUGCAAAGGAACCUGAGAGGUUCUGACUUUGUUUCUAAAAGAUAAAAUGAAGAAAAUGAGCGCCGUGUGAACGGCAUUGACCCCUGAGAACACUUUGACAGGAUGUGACACGAUGUCUGACCGCCACCAGGGGGGCUGCUGGGAAAGAAGAAAGGUCUGACCUGAAACCACCUUCCUCAUCCUCAUCCUCAUCCUUAGGGUGCAGGUGUGUUGCAAAGUCCCCUUUUCAUGCUUAAAAAAGCCUAGAAGCUUCAGCAAUUUCACCAUAAAACGAAGAUCUGAACACCAACCUAACACGCCUCCAGGUGGGAAAUCCAACAAGUUUGCCCGUUUUAUUCCUCCAUUGAAUUGUCAAAGUGACUCGGAUGUUAAAUUCAGGCAAACUUUAAAGGAGAAAAUGAUUCGGAGAUGUGGUCCAGAUAGCGACUGACCAGGAGGUUUACAGAGGUCAUCCGAGCGGGUCAGGGUCAGGGUCAGCAGCCUUCAGCGACCUGCUGACUCAGCAAAGCGCUGCUCUCAAACACCGGGCAGCACGCUGCGCCAAGGGUCCCCACAGACGCAGCUCGGUCAAAAUCAGUCAUUUAAAAAGAAAAAUGUGACGAAAAUGUUAACCUCUACGAUGGUGAUGAACAACUCAAAUGAUGGAAAGCAGACUUCAGAUGAUCAAAAGCAUAACUUUUUAAUCAUGUAUUUGUAAUUCUCUAAUAACACACCAGGGAAGUUGUUUUUGAAAAGCAGCGGGAUGUUUAAAAACUGAAGGAAAAACAGUUUUUCUGCUUAUUUAUGACUAAAUGCCGUGUUUGGGAAGUCUUCAGUUCAGAGGGAAAGGUGCAGAUGUUCAGUUUCCUCCUCCAGAAAUCCUGAUUUGACCUCCUAAAGAGCACAAGAAAGUGUUUAGGAAUCAGCACAAACCCUUCUCCGUGUGUGAAGUCAGUGAGGCGUUCAAAGACCGUCGUCCUCCUGGUGUCUGGAGGCAGAUGAGCCGCAGCUUCACCAUUUUUUUUAGCUUCUUUGCCAAAAUCCUUUUUUUGGUUUUAUGGCCUUUCUGGUUUUCAGGAGUUUUUCUUUCCUUUGACAUUGAUCAGAAUUUAGGAAAGCUUCUUUUUUUUUCCUGGGGAGGGAUGAGGCAUUGGAAAGGCUUUGGCUGAUGGACACAGGGUUCUGAGGGGGCAGAGCAGCACUUUAAAGCCCCCCAGGACUGACGAGGAGCUGUAAAUAUGACUGUUCUGAUGAAGAAAACACUUUUCUGUGAUUGAAUAAAGCACUAACUCAACA